UUUGGAUCUAUCAUGAACACCGCUUCACUGCGAAACAAGCCGGCAUCAGCCGGCACAGGUGCCGGAGUGAAACCCCUUCGAAAGCAAGUCUCUCGGGCUUGCGACUGGUGUCGCGCUAGAAGAUCCAAGUGCGAUAAUCAGCGACCAUGUAGAGCAUGUAUUCAAAGAGAUGAGCCAUGUGCCCAGACAGGCGUCGAUGAAACGAAGACAUUACCCCAAGCAUUAAGGUAUGAAGAUACAGAAUCUGAGAGACUCAAGGUACAUGUCAGAGAUCUAGAAAAUGAGCUGGCCUGGUAUAAAACCCAGUAUCAAGCAAGCUCCACCGUGAGCUCAUCUUGGAGUCCACCCGAGCAAGCCUCUUUAGGUGGCUCUCCAUAUGUGUCUAGUCGCACAAAUACUUCCCCGCCAGAGCCUCGAUCGGAGAAAAGGUCAGGUGAAAGUGACCUUAUGGCUCAGAAGCCAUGGGAAGGGAUCGAGAUUGGCACCGCACGCUCUCCGAACGUAUCUUGGUACGGGCCGUCAUCGCUCUUUUGCUUCAUCGGUCGUAUGAAUAGCUACAUAGACUCGAGUCUUCACCAGGGACAGUCCGGGUCGGCCAAAGAUAUGGUUCUUCAUGAAAGCGCAACUGCGUUACUUGGCUUUGACACCAUCAACACUCCAGAAGACUCGACACACGCCGCUCUUUCAGGCGACUCCCCAUUGUCCAAAGGGCAAUUUCUGAGUCCAACACAGGAAGAAUACUUUCUUGAGUUAUUUUGGAAGUCCUAUCACACAUCUCUGUUCCCAGUAAUCAAUGAAACCGACUUUAUGGAUCAGUAUCGCUCUCUAUGGAACGAUUCCGGGGAUUCAAGGACACCAUGCGCUCUCGUGGACAUCAUCAUCGCUUUGUCCAUGCAAUACGGAGUAUCCCGCAUGGCACAAGAGAAACAAAAAUCCACUGACUGCGACCCCAGCAUUGCUGGUCGAUGGUAUUUCCGACGGGCCCAGGUGAUGUCAAACUACUAUCUGGAAAGCCCAACAGUAUCAACCGUGCAGUGUUUCCUACUCAGCGCUAUCUACUUGUGCAAUGGAUCAUUUCAAAACAUGUCAGCCGAUGCCUGCGGUAGUGCAACUCGAGCUGCCUAUACUGUCGGGCUUCAUCUGGAUCCCCCCUCGUCAAUGCCCGAACCAGAGCGUGAAUUGCGCAGGCGCUUAUGGUGGGCUCUGUACCAGCUGGAUGCCAAAAUUGGAAUGAAACUUGGACGUCCAUUCACCCUUCACCGAUCUUCUAUCGAGCCCAGACUUCCUGAUGACAAACCUGACACUGCCAUGCAGUCGGGUUUCCAUCUUUACGACGUCAAGCUUUUCACCAUUGCCAAGGAGAUUCAUGUGGCUUUUUACUCCAGGGAUUUAAACCUUCCGGAGGGUCAGUCUAUCUGGCACAACCCGGAGAUACUCGGGUCUCACGCUGAGUAUCUGCAAUCUCAGACGUCCAGAAUGGAUCAAUGGCGAGAGGAAGUGCCUACCUCACUCAAGACGAAAAGAAAAGGGAAUGGCGCAAUCUUCUCGACAGACGGUUCUCAAAUGGAGUUUGAGCAAUUUGCGCCCGAAUGGCUCCAACGCCAACGCUUAAAUUUGGAGCUUCUAUACCACACAUUAUGCCUUAACGCUUACCGUCCCUUUAUUUCCUUCAUUCCUGGUCGCCAGUCAGCUUUGACUCGCGAGCUAGCCACUAAAUGCGCUCUUCACGCAGUUACACUUACCAGCAUCACACAUCAAGCGCUUUCAUCAACAACAAUUUUACAUGGCUGGCAUGAAUCUUUCCAAUGGCAAUGGAACGCAUCUAUGACCAUCGUCGGCUUCGUCCUCGCAAACCCGCACAACGAGUUAGUCUCCGAUGCCCGUCAAGCCGUCGAUCUCUCCAUUGCUAUAUUCGACAUGUUCAGCGAAUGCUUCGGAGUCGCGACUAGCGCUGCCAGAAUCCUGCGCACCCUAGCCCCCAAAAUAGACUUCCUCUUACAAUCCUAUUCAGCUUCUCAGGGUUCAGUCGCAGGCUCUGGCGGACUGGACGGAGCGCCUAUUGAGAACUUAAAAUCAAAUGAGAUCGGAUCUGAGUGGCUUGAUCGUCUCAUGUCAGAUGCGUCUGCUUUUGAUCCUUCUUAUGUGAUGCCGAUGCAGGAGAUGUUUCAAAUGGCUUAUUCGAUCGAGCAGUGGAGUGGGUUGGAUUCGUUGAUGCCGAGUAUGGGGAUUGAUCAGUGGAUGAUGUAG
Penicillium verrucosum is the source of this 2247-nucleotide messenger RNA. Its product is annotated as Zn(II)2Cys6 transcription factor. The record is from RefSeq and is a predicted model, not a curated record. Gene Ontology annotation, molecular function: zinc ion binding; DNA-binding transcription factor activity, RNA polymerase II-specific; RNA polymerase II cis-regulatory region sequence-specific DNA binding. Gene Ontology annotation, biological process: DNA-templated transcription; positive regulation of transcription from RNA polymerase II promoter by galactose. The transcript has 3 exons. Lineage: Eukaryota; Fungi; Ascomycota; Eurotiomycetes; Eurotiales; Aspergillaceae. The annotation marks the transcript as partial. Gene Ontology annotation, cellular component: nucleus.